Molecule: messenger RNA, 332 nt
Organism: Amoebophrya sp. A25
Lineage: Eukaryota; Dinophyceae; Syndiniales; Amoebophryaceae
Source: the annotation of a GenBank genome assembly
AUGUGGGAAGACAAGGACAUCAACAAUUUUGAUGAAAAUGGUGCUGCGGUUCUUCCUUCUAGGGGAUCCUCUAGUUCUAGUAGAGGAGCCCGUCGAAGAAGAUUGGCCACUAGUUUGCAGGUUUUGAUUAAGGAAGACGCCCCAACGCCGACCAGCGACGAAUUAAGUGACACUCCCGCUUCCGCUACGACGUCCUCCACGUCGACCACGACGACAUCAACAACGACAACACUUGACGUGAAUGCAACGAAUGACAGCAACGUCACAGCAGCACAGGCAAGCGCUGGAGGGACAACAGUGGUGGUGGUGAACGGAACUACGUCUUCAACCAC